AUGGACGACUUUCUGAACUUGGAGCUGCUCUCUCUCGUGUCCAAGGUUACCUCAGAACUUCAAAACCAUGUCGGCGUCAGCGACAAGACCCUGGCCGAGUUCCUCAUCGCCCAGCGCAUCGAUAGCAAGGAUGCCGACGAGUUUCGCACAAAGCUCGAUGGCCUCGGUGCCGAGUUCCCGCCCAGUCUGGUGGAUAGCCUUGACCGCUUGGUGCUGACCAUGCACCCGCGCUUCAAAGGCAAAGGGAAAAGCAACGGCACCGCGCCGCCCCAGGAAGAGCACCACGUCCGGUCGCUGGAGGAGAAGGAGAAGGUUUUCAGCGGACUCGCGCUCGCAGACGUCAAGCCAUCCCAUCAAGACGACGGGGACGCCAUCGACGAUACCUUGGCGCUUCUUGAGGGCCUCGAACCAAAGGCCCGCAAAGACAAGGCCCCCCGCAAACGAAGUCGAAGCCCUCACGACGACUCCCGACGACGAAAACGCGAUAGAUCACGAUCCAGGGACGGGCGCAAGAGAGAUAGGUUUCGUUCGCGCUCGCGAUCUCAAGAUCGAGGCGAUGAAGACUGGCGCAACGGAUACCGAGAAUCACGAAAAAGCCGUCACAGACGCCGAGACGACCGCAAUGAUUACGAUGACGAUCCCAAGCGAGGGCUUGCUACCGAAAUGGAUGACGAACCCCAGCUCAAUAAGAUAUACCCCGGCCAUGUCACAGGCAUCAAGGACUUUGGCGCGUUUGUGAAUCUGCACAACGUUCGGGGGCGACAGGAUGGUCUUGUGCAUGUUUCCAAGAUUGCGGCCCAUCAGCGAGUAAAUCACCCUUCAGAUAUUCUCGAGAAGGGGAAGGAAGUGUGGGUCAAGGUUAUCAGCAUCGAGGGCAAGCGUAUCAGCCUCUCUAUGGCUGCUGUCGACCAAUCGACGGGAAUGGACAACGAGCAGCAACCUAGACAUACAACUGGUGCCAAUAUGGAGGCUCUGGGUGGAGGCAGCCGAGGCUUCAAUGACGUGCCAUCAGGCAUGCCACGAGAUGACAUAGGCCCUCCACGGAAACACAAGAAGAGAAUGACCUCGCCUGAACGCUGGGAGAUUCGACAGCUGAUAGCCUCUGGCGUGGCUAAGGCCUCCGAUUACCCGGAUCUGGAGGAGGAUUACAAUGCUACACUGCGUGGCGAUGGGGAGAUGGAGCUUGAGGAGGAUGUUGACAUUGAGGUUCGCGAAGAAGAGCCCCCCUUCCUCGCCGGCCAGACAAAACAGUCGCUGGAGCUAUCACCAAUUCGUGUCGUCAAGGCCCCCGACGGGUCCAUGAACAGAGCCGCCAUGUCAGGCACGGCUUUGGCCAAGGAGAGAAGGGAACUGAAACAGCAAGAGGCAGAGGCUGCGAAAGAACGGCCCAAAGAAAAUCUGUCGUCGCAGUGGGAGGAUCCAAUGGCGGAUCCCGAUAAGCGACAAUUCGCCAGCGACUUGCGCAAUGCCAAGAUGAACGCCGGGACAGAUGACGUGCCAGAGUGGAAGAAGGCAAUCGUUCCGCGCAACCAACCACUGGGGAAGCGAACAAAUCUCAGCAUGAAGGAACAGCGCGAAAGCUUGCCUGUUUACGGGUUCCGUUCACAGCUCAUUAAGGCUGUUCAUGAGAACCAGAUCCUUAUCGUGGUUGGUGAGACUGGGUCUGGAAAGACCACACAGCUGACCCAGUAUCUAGCGGAAGCUGGUUUCGCCAACGAGGGAGUUAUUGGUUGCACACAGCCUCGACGAGUCGCAGCCAUGUCCGUCGCAAAGCGUGUUUCUGAGGAGGUUGGGUGUAAACUCGGAGAGGAAGUUGGCUACUAUGUGCGUUUUGACGACAUGACGGGCCCCAUGACCAAGAUCAAGUACAUGACAGACGGCAUGCUCCUGAGAGAAAUUCUCGGCGAUCCUGACAUGAGGCGUUACUCAGUCAUCAUGCUGGACGAAGCGCACGAACGUACCAUCUCAACCGAUGUCCUCUUUGCACUAUUAAAGAAGGCUCUCAAACGUCGCCCAGAUUUGAAGGUUAUCGUAACCUCCGCCACUCUUGACGCCGACAAGUUUUCGAUGUAUUUCAACGAAUGCCCAAUCUUUACGAUCCCUGGCAGGACGUUCCCGGUUGAGAUUCUGUACUCGCGAGAGCCCGAGUCUGAUUAUCUCGAUACUGCGCUGGUCACCGUCAUGCAGAUCCACUUGACAGAGCCAAAGGGUGACAUCCUUCUCUUCCUCACUGGUCAGGAAGAAAUCGAUACCGCGUGCGAAGUGCUGUUUGAGCGAAUGAAGGCACUUGGGCCGGGAGUGCCCGAACUUCUCAUUCUUCCAGUGUACGCUCAGUUGCCGGCCGAGGCACAAAGUCGAAUCUUUGACCCGGCGCCGCCCGGCGCAAGAAAGGUUGUCAUUGCCACCAACAUUGCUGAGACGUCCAUCACGAUUGAUGAAAUCUUUUACGUCAUUGAUCCCGGCUUCGUCAAGCAGAGCGCUUACGACCCAAAACUGGGUAUGGACUCCCUGAUUGUCACGCCCGUCUCCCAAGCGCAGGCGAACCAAAGAGCUGGACGUGCUGGACGUACGGGGCCCGGAAAGUGCUUCCGUCUCUAUACCGAAGCCGCCUACCAAUCAGAAAUGUUACCGACCACGAUUCCCGAAAUCCAGCGUGCGAAUUUGGCCCUCGUUAUCCUCAUGCUCAAGGCCAUGGGCAUCAAUGACCUAUUGCAUUUUGAUUUUAUGGACCCUCCGCCCGUUAAUACGAUGCUUACAGCCCUGGAAGAACUAUACGCCCUUAGCGCUCUGGAUGAUGAGGGUCUUCUUACCCGUCUCGGCCGCAAGAUGUCCGACUUCCCCAUGGAGCCUUCGCUGGCCAAGGUACUCAUCACAGCGGUAGAUUAUCAGUGUUCUGACGAGAUCCUGAGCAUCGUGGCCAUGCUGAACCAGUCCACCAUCUUCUACCGGCCCAAAGAGAAGCAGACGCAGGCCGACCAGAAGAAGGCCAAGUUCCACGAUCCACACGGCGACCACCUGACGCUCCUCAACGUGUACAACUCGUGGAAGCACAGCGGGUACUCGAACCCGUGGUGCUUCGAGAACUUCAUCCAGGCGCGGUCGAUGCGGCGGGCCAAGGACGUGCGGGACCAGAUCCUGCGCAUCAUGGAGCGGCACCGACAUCCAAUCAUCUCGUGCGGGCGGGACACGCAAAAGGUGCGGCGGGCGCUGUGCACGGGCUUCUUCCGGAGCGCGGCGCGCAAGGAUCCGCAGGAGGGCUACAAGACGCUGACCGAGGGCACACCGGUGUACCUGCACCCGUCGUCGGCGCUGUUCGGCAAGCAGGCCGAGUGGGUCAUCUACCACGAGCUGGUGCUGACGACCAAGGAGUACAUGCACUGGACGACGGCGAUCGAGCCCAAGUGGCUGGUCGAGGCAGCGCCGACCUUCUUCAAGGUCGCGCCCACGGACAGGCUGAGCAAGCGCAAGGCGCAGGAGCGCAUCCUGCCGCUGUACAACAAGUACGCGGGCGAGGAUGACUGGAGGUUGAGUGCGCAGAGAAGGGGAGGGCGCGGCGGCGGCGGCGGUACUUGGGGUUAA
Molecule: messenger RNA, 3579 nt
Organism: Cordyceps fumosorosea ARSEF 2679
Lineage: Eukaryota; Fungi; Ascomycota; Sordariomycetes; Hypocreales; Cordycipitaceae
Product: ATP-dependent RNA helicase DHX8
Exons: 1
Coding region: 1-3579 (1192 amino acids)
Biological process (GO): spliceosomal complex disassembly
Cellular component (GO): intracellular anatomical structure; catalytic step 2 spliceosome
Molecular function (GO): RNA binding; ATP binding
Source: RefSeq, a predicted model, not a curated record